This is a messenger RNA of Lethenteron reissneri (Far Eastern brook lamprey), 14803 nucleotides long. Its product is annotated as low-density lipoprotein receptor-related protein 2-like. Gene Ontology annotation, biological process: receptor-mediated endocytosis. The record is from RefSeq and is a predicted model, not a curated record. Gene Ontology annotation, cellular component: apical plasma membrane; plasma membrane; signaling receptor complex. Gene Ontology annotation, molecular function: hormone binding; calcium ion binding; protein binding. NCBI's taxonomy places the organism in Eukaryota, Metazoa, Chordata, Hyperoartia, Petromyzontiformes, Petromyzontidae.
UCCUGCCUCAUCUCCAUCACAAUACCGCGCUCUGCCAGCGCCGUCACCGCCGCGAGCCCGGGGGAGGCGAGACGGGGGAGGGAGCAGGGAAGAGAACGAGGCUGCCGCUUGGACCGCAGCAGCAGCAGCAGCAGCGAGAAAGAGCGAGAACUUCUCGGCGAGGAGGAGGAGGAGGCAUAGCGAGCCAUGGUGGCCGGCGGGCUGCUCGUCGUGGCGUGCCUGGCCGCGGCCGCGCGCGCGUCCCUCGGAUGCACGAGCGGACAUUUCGGGUGCGGGAGAGGCCUCUGCGUGCCCUUGGCGUGGCGCUGCGACGGUCUGGGAGACUGCCCCGACCACUCGGACGAGGCCGGCUGCCCGCCGCCCACGUGUGGCCCCACGGAGUUUCUGUGCGCCUCGGCCCGGGAGUGCGUGCCGCUCUCCUGGGUGUGCGACGAGGAGGCGGACUGCGAGGACGGCUCCGACGAGCACGCGGGGUGCAGCGGCUCCCCAGCAGCACCUAGCGCGUGCGCUAGCGGGGAGUGGACGUGCGCGAGUGGGGAGUGUGUAGCCUCCGCACGCCGCUGUGACCACGAGCCGGACUGCACGGACGCCUCCGAUGAGAAGUUGUGCCGAUACCCCGUGUGCCCGGAGCUCGCCUGCGCGAGCGGCGCCUGCUUCAACCGGAGCCAGCGCUGCGACCGCGUGGCCGACUGCAGGGACGGCUCUGACGAGCACGGAUGUGGGUUCCGCUGCGGCACGCACGAGUUCGCCUGCGCCGACGGGCGGUGCCUCCCGGGGGCCUUCCGCUGCGACCACCGCCAGGACUGCGGCGACGGCAGCGACGAGGCCGACUGCGCGUACGGGACGUGUGGGCCGGAGCAGGUGGUGUGCCCGAGCGGGCGGUGCGUGCCGCGCUCCUGGCUCUGCGACGGCCAGGACGACUGCGGCGACUCCAGCGACGAGAGCGCCUGUGAAGGGCAGCAGCAGCAGCAGCAGGCGAGCUGCCCCCCCGGGGAGUGGGGCUGCCCCAGCUCGCAGGCGUGCAUCCCCGUGGAGCGUGUGUGCGACGGGACGCGCGACUGCCCCCCCGCGGGGAGCGGCGACGAGACCAACGUCACCGCGGGGCUGCUCUGCGGCUUCUCCGCGUGUGCGGCGCUCAGCUGCGAGUUCACGUGUCGAGCCUCUCCCGGCGGCGGGACCUGCGCCUGCCCCGGGCACCUCGUGGUGGCCAACGACAGCCGCUCCUGCGUGGACUUGGAUGAGUGCAGGGUGUGGGGCGCCUGCGAUCAGCUGUGCGAGACGCGGCCGCGCGGGCACCGCUGCGCGUGCGUGGACGGGUACGUGCUGGAGCGCGGCCACCACUGCCGUGUCAACGCCUCCUCCGGCCGCCCGCUGCUCAUCUUCUCCGACGGCCAGGGUCUUCUCGUGGGCGACCUGCACGGCCACGAGCUCCGCACGCUCCUUCCGUCGCCCGCCCGCGGCAGCCCCACGGGGGUAGACUUCCACGCGCGCCUCGGCACCGUCUAUUGGACGGACGCCGCGCUCAACAAGGUCUUCUCGGCGCGAGCGGACGGCUCGGGCCUGCAGGAGGUGGUGGGCUCGGCGCUGGAGACGCCGGAGAGCGUGGCGGUGGACUGGGUGAACCACAAGCUCUACGUGCUCGACUCGACGGCGCAUCGCAUCGACGUGACGGCGCUGGACGGCGCCGGGCGCCUCGUGCUGCUCGCCGACGACCUGGAGGGCGCCCGCGGCCUCGCGCUCGACCCAACGCUCGGGUUCAUGUUCUUCUCGUCGUGGGACGCGCCGAGCGACGCGCCGCGCCUCGAGCGAGCGCACAUGGACGGCUCGGCGCGCGCACCGCUCGUCGUGGGCCGGCUCGGCUGGCUCGCCGGCCUCUCCCUCGACCACGUGCUCAAGCGGCUCUACUGGAGCGAUAGCCGCUACGACCGCAUCGAGUGCGUCUCCUACAGCGGCCUCGACAGGCGGGUGGUGCUGAGCGGCAGCGCGGUGGUGCCGCACCCCUACGGGGUGUCGCUCUUCGAGGGCCGCGUCUACUUCACCGACUGGACGCGCAUGGCCGUGCUGCGCGCGUCGCAGUUCGGCAGCGCUGAGGCCGCCGUCGUCCACCGCUCGGGCUCCAAGCCCCACGCCGUGGCCGUGAGCCACGUGGCGCGCCAGCCGCUCGUGCCGAACCCGUGCGGGCGGCACGGCGGGGGGUGCGAGCACGUCUGCCUGCUCAGCCACCGCGCCGACACCGACGGCCUCGGCUUCCGCUGCCGCUGCCGCCUCGAGUUCGAGCUGCAGGCCGACGGACGCAGCUGCGCGCUGGUGCAGACGUUUCUGCUGGUGUCGGCGAUGGUGUCGGUGCGGGGGAUCCCGCUGGCGCCGUCGCGCCAGGAGGACGUGGUGCUGCCCGUCAAGGGGAAGCCCUCCUACUUCGUGGGGGUGGAGUUCGACGCGGCGCGCCGCUCCGUCUUCUUCUCCGACAGCAGCAAGGGCAGCAUCUCCCGGCAGAACCUGGACGGCACCGGCCGGCAGGUUCUGGUGGGGAUCCAGGUGGAGGGCGUGGAGGCGCUGGCGUACGACUGGCUCUCGGGGAACCUGUACUGGACGGACAGCCGGCGCCGGGACGUGUCGGUGGUGCGCGUCGCUGACCGCUCGCGCCGCGCGCUCGUGACCGGCCUGCAGUCGCCGCGCGCCGUCGCCGUGCACCCCCUGGCCGGAUACCUCUUCUGGAGUGAGUGGAACCGCCCGGCGAGGAUCGUGAGGGCCUGGUGCGACGGAUCCCACGUGGAGCCGAUAGUGAACACCACGCUGGGCUGGCCCAACGGCCUCGCCAUCGACUGGAGCUCCGACCGCCUCUACUGGGUGGACGCGUACUUCGACCGCAUCGAGCACAGCGACCUGCAGGGCGGCGCCCGCACGGCGCUGGGCCGCGUCUCGCGCAUGGUGCACCCGUUCAGCCUCGCCCUGCACGGCGACUUCAUCUACUUCACGGACUGGAGGCUGGGCAUGCUGCUGCGUGUGCGUAAGAGCGACGGGGGCGGCAGCACCGUGAUGCGGCGCGGCGUGGCCAGCAUCAUGCACGUCAAGGUGUACGACGCCGGCACGCAGGCAGGCAGCAGCGCGUGCAGCAGCGCCACGCACCCCAACGGCGACUGCACCCACUUCUGCUUCCCGGUGCCCGAGCGGCGGCGCGUGUGCGGGUGCCCGUACGGCGCCCGCCUGGGGGCCGACCGUCGCAGCUGCGCGCCCGCGCCAUCCGAAGAGCCGCCGCCCUCGCCGUGCCCGCCCCUCACCGUGCCGUGCGCCAGCGGCCGCUGCGUGGCACGGGCGUUCGUGUGCGACGGCGUCGACGACUGCCACGACGGCACGGACGAGGCCAACUGCACGCACGCCGAUGGGACGUGCUCUCCCCUGGCCACGCGCUGCGCCAGCGGGAGCUGCCUCCCCGCGGACUGGCGCUGCGACGGGCGGGACGACUGCGGGGACGGGAGCGAUGAGCUGGACUGCCCCUCGCCGCCGGGGACGGCCUCGUGCCCGGACGGGCACUUCGCGUGCCUCAACGGGCAGUGCGUGCCCGCCGCCUGGGUUUGCGACUCCGACAACGACUGCGGCGACGCCUCCGACGAGCGCAACUGCACCUACGCCGCGACGUGCGCCCCCGGCGCGCUCCGCUGCCCCGAGGGACACUGCAUCUCGCCGUGGCUCGUGUGCGACGGACAUCGCCACUGCUCCGACGGCUCCGACGAGAUCGGCUGCAGCUACAACUGCAGCUUCCCCCAGUUCGGCUGCGCGAGCGGGGACCAGUGCGUCAGGCUGCGCAAUCGGUGCGACGGCGUCGCCGACUGCCGCGACCACUCCGACGAGCGCGACUGCCCGACGCGUGAGCCGGGCCGGUGCCUCCGCGCCGAGUUCCAGUGCCGGGCGGACGGCUUCUGCCUCCCGGGCGAGUGGGAGUGCGACGGGCACGCCGACUGCGACGACGACUCGGACGAGCACGUCGGCUGCCCCCCGCCCCCCGCCUGCCCCUCGGCAUCCUCGGGCGGCGACCCCGCCGGCGACGGGGCCCCCGCGCGGGCCUCGUUCCGCUGCGACGACGGGCGGUGCGUGUCGGCCGCGUGGCGCUGCGACGGCGACCGCGACUGCCGCGACGGGAGCGACGAGCGCGGCUGCCCCGCGCCGGCGUUCGCCUGCCCCGCCGAGCGCCAGUGGGCCUGCCCCGGGCAGCGGGUGUGCGUGGCGCACGAGCGGCUGUGCGACGGCAAGAAGGACUGCCCCGACGGGGCCGACGAGUCCCCGCUGUGCAACCGCGACGACUGCGCCGUGAGCUCCGGCGGCUGCUCGGACGUCUGCGUGCAGGGCCCGUUCGGCGCGCAGUGCACCUGCGCGCCGGGCCUGCGCCUGCUCGACGACGGCAAGACGUGCGUGGACGAGGACGAGUGCGCGACGCCCGGCGCCUGCAGCCAGCGCUGCAUCAACCGGCGCAGGUCGUUCCGCUGCCACUGCGAGCCGGGCUACGUCCUGCAGCCCGACGGCCGCUCCUGCAAGGCCACGGGUCCCGGGCCGGCGCUGCUGCUGGUGUCCACGCGGCAUGCGGUGCUGGAGUUGGAGCUGGGCUCGGCGGCGCCGACGCUGCAGACGCUGGUGGACGGCGCGGCCGGCCUGGUCGGCCUGGACGUCCACUGGGCCUUGGGGCGUCUCUUCUGGGCCGACUCGGUCGCCGGGCAGCUGUGGAGCUCCUCGCUGUCGAGACACAACCGCACGCUGGUGCUGGGGGGCGGAGUGGUGGGCGUGGAGGGCGUGGCCGUGGACUGGGUGGCAGGUAACCUGUACUGGGCGGACAGCGUGCUGGAGUCGCUGCAGGUGGCGCGGCUCGACGGCACCCACCGAGCGACGCUGCUCAGCGACAACGUCACGAGCCCGCGGGGCCUCGUGCUCGACCCGCGGAACCAGUCCCGCCUCGUGUUCUGGUCGGACUGGGGCCGUCGGCCGAGCAUCGAGCGCGCCAGCAUGGACGGCCGCUUCCGCCGCGUGCUCGUGUCGCACAAGCUCUACUGGCCCAACGGGCUGGCGCUCGACUACGCCACGGACACACUCUACUUCGCCGACGCCUACCUCGACUCGCUCGACUCGUGCGACUUCAACGGCGAGCACCGCCGGCAGAUCCUCGCCGGGGACCACCUGUUGCAGCACCCGCAUGCUCUGGCGGUGUUCGAGGACUGGGUGUACUGGACGGAGCGGCACACGGGUCGCGUGGUGCGCGCUAACCGCUGGCACGGCACCAACACCAGCGUCGUCCUGGAGGGGCUGGAGCAGCCGCUGGCGGCCGUGGUAGUGCACCCAGUCCGGCAGCCCCCGGCAUGGAACCCGUGCGCCAGCAACCCGUGCAGCCACCUGUGCCUCCUCUCCUCCAUGCGGCCGUACUUCUUCUCGUGCGCCUGCCCCUCGGGGUGGUCCCUCGCCACGGACGCUCACGCCUGCGCCAAGGAUGAGCAGCCCUUCCUCAUGGUGGUGCGAGAGCGCGUGAUCUUCGGGGUGCCGCUCGACCCCUCCGUGAAGACCAAUGACGCCAUGGUGCCCAUCUCGGGCCUGCACGGCGCCCUGGACGUGGACUUUGAUGAGAGAGAAGGCUUCCUCUACUGGGCGGAGAGCGCGGGUUCGAUUCAGCGCGUGCGCACGGAUGGCACGGAGCGCGCCGAGUUCGCUCCGGCCGCAGCGCUGGGCGUUCCUGCCGCCCUCGCCCUGGACCGGAUCUCACGCAACCUGUACUUCACCAACACGCAGGGCCUCUCCAUAGAGGUGGUGCGGCUGGACGGGGGCCAGCGCUACCGGCGAACGCUCAUCACCAGCACCGGCGACGCCGCGGGCACCGGCCGCCCCGUCGGCAUCGCCGUGGACCCGGCGCGGGGCAUGCUCUACUGGGCAGACCAGGGCACGGACAGCGGGGCCGCCCCCAAGAUUGCAAGCGCGCACAUGGACGGCUCGCACGCCCGCACGCUCUUCUCCUCCGAGCUGAGCCGCGUGGAGCAGCUGGCGCUCGAUGUGGGGGCGCAGACGCUGUACUGGACCGUGGUGGGGCGCGGCGUGAUAGAGAGCGGCAGCGUGUCCGGCACGGGCCGCGUCGUGCGCGUGUCGGGGCUGUCGCGUCCGCGCGGCCUCGCCGUGCACGCCGGGCUCCUCUACUACGCCGACUCCGACUUCGAGGCGGUGGAGCGCGUGGACGGGAUCGCGGGACGCGGGUCGCAGGCCGUUGUCGUGAGAGCCAACCUGGCUGGGCUGCGUGGCCUGAGGGUUCACCACCGCGACGACUCGGCGGGCGGCACCAACGGCUGCAGCGGCGGCGGCGCCUCCCCGAACGGCGGCUGCGAGCAGCUGUGCCUGCCCGUGCCGGGCGGCGCGCGGGCGUGCGCGUGCACGCACGGCUUCCGGCUGGCGGCGGGCGGGCGCUCCUGCCUCGCACACGACUCCUUCGCGGUCGUGGCCCAGCGCUCGGGCAUCCGGGGCUUCGACCUCGACGGGACGACCCACGGGGAGGCCGUGGUGCCCGUCGGCGGAGCAGGGCGCGACGUGGUGGCGGUGGCGGUGGACGUGCGGAGAGGACGCGUCUACUGGGCGGACGGACCCGCCGGGGGCCACGGCGGCGUCCGGAGCAUCGAGAGGGACGGCUCGGCGCUGGAGGACGUCGUCGCCACGGGCGUCGGCGCCCAAGGGAUCCGCGGCAUCGCCCUGGACUGGCUGUCUGGCAACCUCUACUUCAGCAACGCGUUCCAUGCCGAGACGCUGCUGGAGGUGUUGCGCGUGGGCACGCCGUUCCGCGCCGUGCUGCUGCGCGCGCGCGGGCAGGAGCCGGCGGAGCUGGCCGUGGACCCCCGGGCACGCCGCCUCUACUGGCUGUCGGGCGGUCCCGGCGCGCGCCUCCUGGAGCGCUCGCUGCUGGACGGCGCCGAGCGGCGCUCGCUGCUCGCCGACGGGCUGGUGGCGCCGCGCGGCCUGGCGGUAGACGCCGCCAGCGGCCUCAUCUACUGGGCCGACCCGGGCGCCGACGAGAUCGGGCGCGUGGGGUCCGACGGGCAGGGCCGUGCCACCGUGCGGAGGGGUAGCCGCUACCCCGCGCCCUGGGCCGUCGCCGUCGUGGGGGACCGGCUGCUGUGGCUGGACCGCAACCUGCGCAAGGUGCUGCGGACGAGCAAAGAACCGUCGGAGGGAGACGUGCAGGCGGAGGUGAUCCGCGAUGAGCUGAGCGAGCUGAGCGGCCUCGCCGUGUUCCACGCGCUGGUGCAGCCCGACCACCCCAACCCCUGCCGCUCGCUCGAGCAAGGCAACAGCAGCAGCAGCGCCGGCAACAUCAGCGGCGUUGCCGGCACGUACGGACCCGACCCCGGGGUCUGCUCCCAGCUCUGCUUCGCGAUGCCGGGCGGCGCAUGGGAGCGGCGUUGCGCGUGCGCCAGCGGGCAGCUGGCGGCGGACGGCGUGACGUGCGCGACGUCGCUGGACGGGGAGCUGCUGCUGCUGGCGCUGGAGGAGGGCGGCGUGCACUCGCUCGGCCUGGACCCGGACCCGGACGGGCGGCGCCCGCCGCCGUUCGGCCCCGUGGCGGCCGGGCUGGCCACCGUGGGGCUGGACGCCGACGCCGCCGCCGGGAGGGUGUACUUCACGCACAGCCUCGGCCACGGCCACGUGGGGCUGGCGCGAUUCGACCUGUCCGGCGCGGACGGGACGGCCCCCGACAUCACCAACAUCACCUCCAUGGAGAGCUCGCGCGAGGACCUGGCGUUCGACUGGGUGAGCCGGCGCCUCUUCUACAGCGACUUCAAGGGGCAGCUCAUCGCCUCCAUGAGCCUGGAAGGCACCGAGCACACGGUGAUCGCCCGGGUGUCGCACCCCCUCGCCAUCGCGCUGCACCCGUGCCGCGGCUACGUGUACUGGACGACGUGGAGCCCUCACCCCGUCAUCGAGCGCGCAACCCUGGCCGGCAACUUCCGCACGAGCAUCGUCAACACCAGCCUCGCGUGGCCCAUCAGCCUCACCAUCGACCUGCCGGACGGCAUGCUCUACUGGGCCGACGCCUACCUGCAGAGGAUCGAGCGCGCCUCACUGUCUGGCUCGCACCGAGAGCUGGUGCUGGGCUCGCUGGCGUUCCCGUGCGCGCUGAGCGUCCACGGGCAGCACAUCUACUGGACGGACUGGGAGGAUCGCGCCGUGUUCCGCGCCAGCAAGCACGACGGCUCCGGCCGCCUCGCGCUACUGCGCGACCUGCCCCACCGGCCGUCGGCCCUCAAGGUGAUGGCGCGGUCGCGCCAGCCGGCGUGCGACAACCCCUGCCAGCGCUUCAACGGGGGCUGCAGCCACGUGUGCGCGCCAGGGCCCAGCGGGCCGGAGUGCCAGUGUCCCAUGGAGGGCAGCUGGGUCCUGGCGAACAAGGACCGAGACUGCGUGCCCAGCGAGGCGGCGCCGUGCCCGCACUUCUUGUGCGGGAGCGGGCGCUGCGUGGCGGAGAGGAGCACGUGCGACGGGCGUGAUGACUGCGGGGACGGCAGCGACGAGACGGAGAGGCUCUGUGCGCUGCGCACGUGCGCGGCCACCGACUUCGUGUGCGACAGCGGGCGCUGCCUGUCGUACGCGCACCGCUGCGACUUCCGCGACGACUGCGGUGACGGCAGCGACGAGCGGGGCUGCGCCCACUCGGCGUGCGACCCCACCGCCGAGAUCACGUGCGCCAACGGGCGCUGCGUCGCGCUCGAGUUCGUGUGCGAUGGCGCCGACGACUGCCGGGACAACGCGACCACAGACGAGCGCGACUGCCCCGUGACCAGCUGCCUGCCGGGCUACGUGCGGUGCCAGACGAGCAGCCGGUGCGUGCGGCGCGCGUACCUCUGCGACGGCGACGACGACUGCGAGGACCGCAGCGACGAGAACCCCGCGUUCUGCCUGGGGGUGUCGUGCCCCCCGGAGGAUUUCCGCUGCAAGGUGGGCCGCUGCGUGCCGCUGUCCUGGGUGUGCGACGGCACGGCCGACUGCGCCGACUCCUCGGACGAGCCGCACUCCUGCAGUGCGCUGGAGCGAACGUGCCACGCGGACCAGUUUGCGUGCGCCAGCGGGCGCUGCGUCCCGGCCGACUGGCGCUGCGACGGAGAUGACGACUGUGGAGACGGCAGUGACGAGGAGCAUGGCUGCGAGAGCCACACGUGCAGCCCCGAGGAGUUCUCGUGCGGCGACGGCGGCGCUGGCGGCGGUGGCGGCACGCGCUGCGUUCCGCUGGCGUGGCUGUGCGACGGUGACGCCGACUGCCCCAACGGGCGGGACGAGACUCAGAGCUGCCCCCCACGCUCCUGCUCCUCCCACCAGUUCCACUGCGACAGCGGCCUGUGCAUUCCCGAGCGAUACCGGUGCGACCGCCGGAACGACUGCGGCGACGGCUCGGACGAGUUCGGCUGCUCGUACCCCCCGUGCAGCGCCGGCGGCGAGUUCACGUGCGAGAACGGUCGCUGCGUGCCGCGCGGCUGGGCCUGCGACGGCGACGACGACUGCGGCGACGGCUCGGACGAGGAGGCGUUGCCGUGCGGGACGCCGGCGCCGGGCCCCGAUGCGCCGCCCCGGUGCCCCCCCGGCUACGCCCCUUGCAGCGCCGGGGCCGAGGGCGGCGCCGGCGCCGCCGCGCCCGGGUGCGUCGAGGAGCGGCGAGUGUGCGACGGCGUCGAGGACUGCGCCGGCGGAGGGGACGAGAGGGGGUGCGGCGUGAACGAGUGCGACGACGUGCUGGUGAGCCGCUGCGCCCAGGAGUGCGUGGAGCUGGUGCGGGGCUGGGCGUGCGCGUGCUCCCCGGGGUUCCGUCUCCUGCCAGACGGCCGCGCCUGCACCGACGUGGACGAGUGUCACGAGCAGCCGGGCACCUGCAGCCAGCGCUGCCAGAACACGCCCGGCUCCUUCCGCUGCAAGUGCGAGCCCGGCUACGCGCGCGGACCGGACGGGUACUCGUGCCGCCAGCUGAGCCGCGUGGAGCCGCUGCUGCUGCUCGCCAACCGCUACUACGUGCGCCAGCUGUCCAUGGAGGAGCGGCCGUCACUGGGGCCGCCGCUGCUAAGCGGCCUGGGCCGCGUGGUCGCCCUCGACUUCGACCGCGUGGAGCAGCGGAUCUACUGGAGCGACCUGGAGCGCGACGUGCUGGAGCGGGCUUUCCUCAACGGCACGGGGCGCCAGGCGGUGGUGUCGCACCUGCUGGGCGACGCCGAGGGGCUGGCGGUCGACUGGGUUGCCAGGAAGCUGUACUGGGUGGACGCGGAGAGCAACUGCAUCAGCGUGGCGGAGCUGGACGGGCGAUUCCGCACCAGGCUCAUCGCGGGCUGCGUGGACGCCACGCACUGCCUGGAGAGCCCCCGCGCACUCACCUUGCACCCCCGCUUUGGCCUUCUCUUCUGGACGGACUGGGGUCACCGGGCCUACGUGGGGCGUGCGGGAAUGGACGGGGCGCGGCCCCAGGCCCUCGUGAGUAGCAAGCUCGAGUGGCCCAACGCGCUCACCCUGGACUACACCACGGACCGGCUGUACUGGGCCGACGCUCACCUCGGCUGCAUCGAGUCCGUGGAUCUGGACGGCAGCAACCGGCGCGUGGUGCUGAGUGGCGCGCUGCCGCACGUGUUCGCGCUCAGCUUGUUCGAGGACUGGCUCUACUGGACGGACUGGAACACGCGCAGCGUGGAGCGCGCACACAAGCACACGGGCGCAGGGCGCGUGCGCCUCGCCAACACCACGCACCGGCCCUUCGACGUUCGCGUGCUCCACCCGUACCGCCAGCCGAGCGUGCCCAAUCCGUGUGGAAACAACAAUGGCGGCUGCUCCCACCUGUGCCUCCUGGCGGAGGGCGGGGGCAGCGCCGCGUGCCACUGCCCUGAAGACUUCGCGCUCGGUCACGGCGACUCCGCCCGGCGCUGCGAGCCCAACUGCUCCAGCACGCAGUACCGCUGCCUGGACAACGAGAAGUGCGUGCCCAUCUGGUGGAAGUGCGACGGGCAGAGGGACUGCCGGGACGGCUCGGACGAGCCGGGCACGUGCCCCCCGCGCUCCUGCCCCCUGGGCCAGUUCCAGUGCGGCGAGGGCAGCUGCACCGGCCCGGCGGCGCUGUGCGACGGGCAGCGGGACUGCCCCGACGGUUCGGACGAGCAAGCGUCCCUCUGCGACGGCCACCGCUGCGACGCCAGCCAGUGGCAGUGCGCCAAUGGGCGGUGCCUGCCGACCGCCUGGCGCUGCGACGGCGCGGACGACUGCGGGGACGGCUCGGACGAGGAGCCGGAGGCGUGCGCGCAGCGAGCCUGCCCCUCGCUCGCCCACUUCCGCUGCCGCAACGGCCGCUGCGUGCCGCGCGCCUGGGUGUGCGACGCCGUGGACGACUGCGGGGACAAGUCGGACGAGCCCUACGACACGUGCAUGGGACCCGACCACCGCUGCGACAAUGCCACGGAGUUCUCGUGCCACACGAACUACCGCUGCGUCCCGCGCUGGGCCACGUGCAACGGCAUCAACGACUGCCUGGACAACAGCGACGAGCAGGAGUGCGAGAAUUUCUCGUGCGACCCCGUCGGCGACUUCCGCUGCGACAACCACAUCUGCAUCCCGCUGCGGUGGCGCUGCGACGGCACCAACAACUGCGUGGACGGCUCCGACGAGCGCGACUGCGCUCCGCGCCCGUGCUCGGAGAGCGAGUUCCGCUGCGACAGCGCGCGCUGCGUCCCGGGGACCUGGACGUGCGACCACGACGACGACUGCGGCGACGGCUCGGACGAGAGGGGCUGCGAGCUACACACGUGCCGCCCGGGACACUUCCAGUGCGCGAGCGGCCACUGCGUGGCCGAGCGGCGGACGUGCGAUGGCCGCGCCGACUGCCGGGAUUACAGCGACGAGGCCAACUGUCCCCCGCGCUACCCGAACGGCACCUGGUGCCCGGCGCAGGUGUUCGAGUGCCGGAACCACGUGUGCGUGGCACGCGCCUGGCGCUGCGACGGCGACGACGACUGCGGCGACGGCAGCGACGAGGAGCUCAGCCUGUGCCUGGCCGUGACGUGCGAGCGCCCGGAGCGCUUCCGCUGCGCCAACAGCCGCUGCGUGUACGCGCACGAGCUCUGCAACGGCGUGGACGACUGCGGGGACGGCAGCGAUGAGGGCCCGCUGGCGUGUGCGGCGCCCACGUGGAGGCCGUGCGGCACCGGCGAGUACAAGUGCGCGAGCGGCCGGUGCCUCCCCUGGAGCGCCGCCUGCGACGACCAAGACGACUGCGGCGACAGCAGCGACGAGAUUGGCUGCCACCGCGGCGUGGGGCGGCACUGCGCGGAGAGGAUCUGCGCUCAGCUCUGCACCAACUUGACCGGCGGGGGCUUCAUCUGCUCUUGCCGGCCCGGCUACACCACCAGCGCCAGCAACAAGAACGACUGCGAGGAUGUGGACGAGUGCAACGCGUUCGGGAGCUGCGCCCAGCUCUGCAGGAACUCCAAGGGCUCGUUCGAGUGCUCCUGCACGGACGGGUACCGGUUGGUGGGGCACGGCACGCAGGCGCGCUGCGCCGCCCACGGCGAGGCCCCGCUGCUCCUCCUGCCGGACGGCGCCGGGAUCCGAUCGUACAACCUCUCGUCGGGGACCUUCCGCGACCUGGUGUCGCGGCGAGACGGCGUGCAGGCGCUGGACUACGACUGGGACCUCAACGGCACCGGCGCCAGCAUGCUGUACUGGACGGAGCUCGGCGCCGGCAACGGGGCCCCGGGCUCCAUCAAGCGCGCGUUCGUACCCGCGGGGGCCACGGGCGGCGCGCUGAGCCCCGCCGUGGCGACGGAGCUGGAGACCGGCGCCAUCGUCCAGCCCGGAGGCAUCGCCGUCGACUGGGUUGGCAGGCUCCUGUACUGGACGGACGAGGGCGCCGGACGCGUGGAGGUGGCGCUGCUGGACGGGCGAUACCGCACUCAGAUCGUCUCCACGAACCUACAGCAGCCAUCGGCCAUCGCCCUCAACCCUGUGCUUGGGCUCAUAUUCUGGGCCGACCGCGGGGAGCGGCCACGCCUGGAGUCGGCGUGGAUGGACGGGCGCCAGCGGCGCGUGCUGGUGUCCGACGCGCUGGGCUGGCCCACGGGGCUCGCCGUGGACGUGCAUGCCGGCGGGCGGCUCUACUGGAGCGACGCCAAGGAGGACGCCGUCUUCUCCGUGCGCCACGACGGAUCCGACCGCCGCACCGUCGCCUCCAGGGGGCUGGGCGGCCCCAUGAGCCUGGACGUGUUCGAGGGCGAGCUGUACUGGACGACUCGCGAGAGCAGCCAGGUGUGGAGGCAGAGCAAGUUUGGCCGCGGCGUUCACACCAGGGUCCUCACCGCCUCCCCGUGGCUCACGCAGGCGCGCGUUUACCAGCAGCACCGCUACCCGGCCCACGUGAAGAAUCCGUGCGCCAACAGCAGUUGCAGCCACCUGUGCCUCCUGCGCCCCCAGGGCCACAGCUGCGCGUGCCCCCAGGGCUCCCACUUCCUCCCCGGGAGCUCGACCCAGUGCGAUGCAGCCGAGGUGCCGCCGGUGAUCCUGGAGCUGCCGUGCCGCUGCGUGAACGGCGGGACGUGCGACGCCCGUUCCGAAGUCGCCGCCUGCACAUGCCCCGGAGGCUACGUCGGCCGCUACUGCGAGAUGGCCAAGGUCCAAGGCGCGCCGUCCAGCGCGACGCUGGCGGCCGCGCUGGCCGUGGUCAUCACCGCGCUGCUCGCCGCGCUGCUGCUGGGCGUCUGCGUGAACCGCCGCCGCAACGGCCUCUCCUUCCCCUGCCUCGCCUUCCGGCCGCGACUGCCUCAGCUGCCCAAGUUGGGACGGUUCCUGAGGUUUAAGGACGAGGACGGCGGAGCGCUGUUCCGGCGCGGGGCGGACGUGCGAGUGGAGCUGGGACCGGCGGCGCUGCACGGGGACGCCGCCAUCGACGCUGCCAUGCAGGCCAACGAAAACUUCAUGUCGACGGACAAGCCGGGCAUUGUGUUCGAGAACCCACUGUACGGAUCCCAUCGCCCCCCGCAGUCGUCCCCCGCCGACCCACCCGGCGCCGCCCGCACCUUCGACAACCCGCUCUACGACGAGGCGGCCGAGCCCAACAGAGCGACGGCGCCACCGGCCGAGGAGCCCGUGAUGACCCCUGGCAUCGCCCCCGCGGCAAAGGUGACGCGCAAAUGGAAGAGAACCGGAAAGAGGGAAAAAGGCACAACCCAUUUUGAAAAUCCAGUUUACAGCCAGCAGGGAACGGACCCUCAAAAGGUGGAUCAGGCAGCCGUGGAGAAUCCCCUGCCCCUCCCGUUCAACUGAGCCGUGCGGCGCUCGCUGCACCAGUCGGCGGACACAGCUGGAAGUGACCAUCAGCUCCGGAUGAUGAGGACACCGCUUGCAGCAGUCGUCACAUCAACCAAUGGGCAAAAAGCAAUUUGUGGGAACAAUGCACAGCGGUUCUAGCCGAUGGUACAUUACAAUUGUAUUUAAGUGUGGUGGCCAAUGGGGAUCGAUUAACACUGCAAUGUGAAUUGUAUUUAAUGCUAUGGGAAACAAUAAGAGCUUCUACUGUUGAUUUUGUGUAGAACGGGAAACGUUGCAAGGCGCCAAGAUAAUGAACAGAGCGCAGCAUUCUCGUACUGAUCAUAAAACAAACUAUGACUUUAUCCUUGCACUGAACUCUUCCCAGAUGAAUGUAUUUACUUUUAUCACCUUUUAAUAUUUGUACAUUUUCAUGCUGAAUUGCAGCCAAAUGUGUAGAUUUCUUAAGACGUUUCCUGAAAUAAACGUGGCCUUGUGUCGUCUCCAGUGAUGUAAAAUUUAAAACAUG